Messenger RNA from Geosmithia morbida, 1191 nucleotides. RefSeq lists its product as uncharacterized. The transcript is spliced from 2 exons. The record is from RefSeq and is a predicted model, not a curated record. The coding region runs from base 1 to 1191 and encodes 396 amino acids. NCBI's taxonomy places the organism in Eukaryota, Fungi, Ascomycota, Sordariomycetes, Hypocreales, Bionectriaceae.
AUGGCCAAUAUCCGUACCCUUGCGAUACUGCCUCAGCCUUUGGGCACCCCAUCGCUUGUGAAGAAGCGUGGAAUCUCACCCUCCGCUGCACUAUCCUCACCAAAGAGCACGUUUGGCUUCAACCUCAGAGAUGAGAAACUUCAUAUCCUCAACAACAAGUCCGUGCGAAAUUUGCUCUUCAGCAUCUUUCCAAAUACCACUGAAAUCGGAGAGGACCGGGCUCGGCCAUUCCUCCACUUCACCGUCAACGAACUUCCCGCGGAACCAUGGCCUCUUACCGUGGGCGGUAUACCCAUCACGUUGUCCACUUGCACCGCGGGCCAAGGGUUCCCAUUCUCGACCAAGGUCUCGAGACGCGGGAAUACCUCCAUAUCCAUCGGUCAGACUCUGGACGGGAGAAACGGCGCCUUGAGCAGUGAGGACCUGCGGACGGUAACUGCUGAGCUUCUCGCCUACAUCAAUGGGAACCAUCUGAAAACUGACCUGGUCGAGGUUAUGUUCGCUAGCGACAGGUUUUUUUAUGUGGUCUUGGGGAAUGACACAGACAUGAGCGUCGCAAGAAGCCGCCUCCCUGGAAAGCUAGCAAAGUGUAUAACCGGGUACAUCUUUGACCACGAGGUUAACAGGCCUGGGUGGGCGCGCCAGAAAUCACGCCGAGAAACUUUGCCCCAGCCUUUUCGUGGAACGAAGGACGACAUUGCCUACUAUGCUUUGAGACCAGGCGUCAUGAUUUCCAGUACAAACUACAUGAUCCACACCCAUUCCGUGGAUGUGUCCACUACUUCGGGCGUCAUGGUUAAGAACGCUUCCGGGCAACGCUUCAUGACAGCUGCUUCUCGUGAUAUCGGAGAGGAUGGGGCCAUAUUGCAAACUUUCCCCGGAGACUGGAAGAAGCCUUUGGGAAGCGCUGUCCAGGAAAUAUGCUUCACAGAUGUGGCCUUCGUUCAACUCAAUGACGACGUCCUGUUUUCCAAUGAGCUGUUUGAGAACGACAGCGGCGUCACCAAUCAAAUGACGACGAUUCUGGGUGAGAACGAGGGGAAUGGCAUUGACUUGGACGAAAUGGUCUUCAUUGACAGCCCGUUCACAGGCGAGAUGGAGGGGACUAUCAUGAUGAAGUUGGCCAAGCUUGAGCGCGACACUUCAUUCCACGCAACCGAUGCGUCCCUUUCUUACAUUGUCUAUAUAUAG